Molecule: messenger RNA, 804 nt
Organism: Myxocyprinus asiaticus (Chinese sucker)
Lineage: Eukaryota; Metazoa; Chordata; Actinopteri; Cypriniformes; Catostomidae
Product: galactose-specific lectin nattectin-like
Exons: 7
Coding region: 104-589 (161 amino acids)
Molecular function (GO): signaling receptor activity
Source: RefSeq, a predicted model, not a curated record
AUGUAGCCUAUAAAAAGGCAGAUAUGCAGGAGAUUUAGUGUGUCCAUUGUUGGCCUCACAUCUCAAUAGUUGGCGGUGACUUGAUUGAUAAGAAAAUCCAAACAUGUCAAAAGCUCUUUCCAUGCUGUGUUUCAUCGUUUUGUUGACUAUAGAAUUUAGUCAACAGGGUACCAUUGCCUGUUCAUUUGGCUGGAAUGAAUUUGAUGGUCGAUGCUUCAAGUAUGUUGCUACAGCUAUGACCUGGGCAGAUGCUGAGGCACAUUGUGUAUCUGCUGGUGCUAACCUGGUGUCUAUACAUGAUGAAAGGCAAUACACAUUCAUCAAGGAGCUGAUCAGAACCUAUGACAUUGCACAGAAAGAUACUUGGAUUGGCUUAUCUGACCAAUACAAGGAGGGUACAUGGUUUUGGACAGAUGGCUCAAGAGUAUCCUACACUAUGUGGGCUACUGGUCAACCAGACCAUACCAAUUGGGUUGGCAGAGGGAGAGAACACUGUGUUGGUACAUAUUACAGAAACAAUGCAUUGUGGAAUGAUUUUCUUUGCAGCCACUACCAUCCAUUCAUCUGUGUCAUGAGGGACUGCAAAUAAAACUGAAAAUCUUUCAGUUCACCUCUUUGGGGGUUCUUGUAGCCAGUGGCGUAUCCAGAACAUUUUUACUGGGGUGGCCAAGAUGGGGCACAUACCUAGUGUGGGGCGGCGAUACCAGGAGAACCUUUAUGAAUGGCACAUGAUCAAAAUGUGUAAAUAUCGCAUUGCUUUGCUUCAACAUCUACACAUGUAGAAUAAAUGAAUUCUUAAAAUCA